UCCAGUACACAUUUUCAACCCUGGAAAAUUUCAGUGCAUAGCCAACUGCGUUAAAUACCCUUACACAAACCCUUAACCCAGUCUAUACCUACAGUUAAAAAAAUCAAGCUCAAAACGAAAAAAUUCACAAACCAAAUUACAGUUCGAAACGUAGUACAAAAAUUAAAUUUCGUGAUAAUCUUGGCUAAUGUUCCUAUUUAGAGUAAAACGCACCGGACGCAGGAAGCUAUAACAAUAAGAGGAUCAAUUUUUACUUCAGUUCAGUUAACUAAGGGCACGUUUACACGUUUUUCAGCGCCAGUUAAAUAUUGAAAAGUGCAUCGGGCAACUAACAACAAACGCAUUUUCAAUCAUUUAACUCCGAGCUCAACUUCAGUGCAACUUUCGUUCAUCAAGGGCAGCUUAUUUCGUUUCCACUAACAUAUACCAUAACAAUAAACCGGGCAAUAUCGGGCUAAGUUUUAGUGAAUUCAAUCGAUACACUGACGCGAUUUUUUACGUUUCCAUUCGACUUUUAAACGAUCAUUUAAACGAGAAAUUUUCGAAUAACCAAAACUGUGAUUUCGUCAAUAUUAAUUCAUUUAUAAAAAGAAAGAAAGUAUUUAUUAAACUAACUACAUAAAUAAGUUUUGCGAGUUUAGGUGUUGAAAUAAUUAUUUUGUCGCAACUAAAAGUAUUUUUCCAAAAAUUCGACUAUAGUGCCUUAUUGUCGGCCUUAAAACAAACCUUCCUACUAGAAAAAUUUGUAUAUUAUUAAUAAAAAAUCACUAUAAAAAUACACAAAAAAAAAAAUAAUUAACUUGUGGCUUACUUUGGGAAAGUACAAAAUUACUAAUUGUUAAAACCUAAAAAUCCUAAUUGUGACUUUACGCCUGGACUGCGACAACCACCGAUUGGAAUUGAGUAAAGCGAUCGGUACCAAUCCGGACUCGUAUUUCGUCAUCGUCUCCGAACCCCUUUACCACGACGCCAAUAACCCAGCCAUCGCGCUCGCCACACCGUCAACCGGCCACCACAUCCACCCCUAGUCCCAUCGUCGGUACUAGAGCAAAAUUAGUGCCGUUCGAGCGUUGGCUGCGCCUUCUUCUUCCGUCAAAUAAAGUCGUCGUCCCUCACGGGCCGUAUUCUCGCCUUUUCCCGCCCCGCCGUCAACAUUUUCAACACGGAGGACCAAAAUCUAAUCAACAAUCUCAAGGUCGAACAUGAAAACCUCGUAGCGAAGUGGCUGCAGAACUCAUUCAAGGCCCAGGAGAACGCCGCACUGGACCUCCGGUCGACGCCGCUGUCGCUGCAGAUACCGAUGGCCGAGGUCAACAACAGGCCCGUCUUCAAGAUGAACAACGACUUCUGGAACCAGGCCCGCGGCCCGCCCCAGAGCAUGGCCCAGAACUUGUCCAACUCGAACCAGAACUCGCCGGUGCCGGGCUCCACCAACUCCAUCCCGGCCCACUCGCCAUCGCAGCAGAGCAACAGCAGCCAAAACCACGUCAUACAACAACAACCACAAAACCAACAACAACCCCAACAACAACAACAACAACAAAACUCGGUACAGCAACAAAACAACGGCCAACAACAACAGCAGCAACAACAGCAACCGAAUCAACAACAGCAACAGCAACAGCAACAGCAGCAACUGGGCAGUCCCAACUCGCAGGUGGCGCAGGCCCAUGCCCAUGCCCUGGCCCAGGUCCAGGCCCAACAGCAGUUGGUGCACAUGUCACAACAGCACCAACUCAACGCUGGGCAAAAUUCGCCGGACAAAAUGGCCGAAAAGUUGGUCAAUGAUUUGCAGUUGCUUUCCCAACUAACGCUGCCGGACUUUAACCAACUGCAGAGGAAUUCGACUUCUUCGGCCAUCUCCGAAAGGACGCUUGAAGAAUGUUGGACCACACUGCAGCGAGUGAGUUGGAUUCUAUUCAACCGUAUUUUCAUGCACAAAUCUGCGAUGCAAAUGCAUGCCAGGGAGCUGACGGGACGCUCAGAAGUCAAACCACACCAGUGCCAGCAAUGUCUAAAGUCUUUCAGCAGCAAUCACCAGUUAGUCCAACAUAUCAGGGUGCACACGGGGGAAAAACCCUACAAAUGUUCCUAUUGUGACAGGAGGUUCAAGCAGUUGAGUCACGUGCAACAGCACACGAGGCUACAUACGGGUGAGAGGCCCUACAAGUGCCACUUGCCUGACUGCGGAAGGGCCUUUAUCCAACUGUCCAACCUUCAGCAGCAUCUCAGAAACCACGACGCUCAGGUCGAAAGGGCCAAAAACAGGCCCUUCCACUGCACCAUCUGUGGAAAAGGGUUCGCCACCGAGUCCAGUCUAAGGACCCAUACGUCGAAAGUAAGCCAUUGUAUUGGUCGUUUGCAGCAACAUGCAGCUCUGAUUGGUGGACCCAACGCCACUUCUUGUCCGCUUUGCCAUAAGAUGUUCUUAGGAGGAGAGGCGCUCAUGGAGCACAUGAAGCACACACACAAGGACCCCAAUGCCUCGGGGGUUGCCAUUGACGUCAUCGAUCCUUAUUUAGCGAAGAGAAGGACAGCGAAUCAUCCUUGUCCCGUUUGUGGAAAGCAUUAUGUGAAUGAAGGAUCCCUCAGGAAACAUUUGGCGUGCCAUCCCGAAACGUCACAAUUGUCAAGUUCGUUGAGAAUGUGGCCGUGUUCUGUUUGUCAAGCAGUUUUUACGCACGAAUCAGGUCUUCUCACGCACAUGGAGCACAUGAGGAUGGACACCAAGCACCAGUUCGCCGCCCAAUAUGUGCUGUCACGCGCCGCCGCCGAAAGGAGAGAACGAGAGACUUUGCUGGCGGCCGUUUCCGCUUCCGCCUCCGGGAGCGGCCUUCUAGGCCUCACAGGAAUGGCCGGGGCAGCGAGCGGUAGCCCAAUGUGUGCAUCCCCCAGCGCUCACAGUGACAGUUCCUCAGGCAAUGGCCGCCUUUCCUCUGCCGGUUCAGAAGCCGGCGGUCUUAACAACAACAACAACAAUUGUACAACAAAACUGAACGAGAUUUUACGGAGCAACAACGGUCUCCACCAACAGUACAACGUCGAAGAACAGUUUCAUAAUGCUAACAGAAUGGCCGUCAUUGCCAACAUGGUGGGCCAAGGGGGGGUUCCCCCAGGACUCGGCUCCGACUCGUCGGCCGCUGCCAACAUCGCCGCCGCCAAUAUUGCCAACCUUGCCAUGCGCCUCGGCGUCACACAGGCCAAUCAGGUGAAUAACAGCAGCAACCCCUCAACGCCCCCCAUCAACAAUGACACUCUUUCCGCGUCCAUGAACGCGAUGAACGCCAUGCGGGCGUCCAUGGACAGCAUAAGAAACAUGGACGCGAUGCGGUCGUCGGUCAUGGACAUGUCGUCGCCUCAGCAGUCCCAGCAGCAGCAGGACGCGCUCAGGAUGCAGCAGCACGCCGAGGCGCUGCUGCGGUCGCAGGCCGAGGCGGCGCUCAGACUGGCCAUGAGCCAGGCGCUGCCCCAGCUGAACCAGCACCAGCAGGACAACGGCAGCCCCCUGCGGCACAACGGCAACUAUCAGCCGCACCAAGGGCAGUCGUCGCAGCAGCUGAGUCCGGACCUGACCGAGGCCCUGCGGCUGCAGGAGCAGCGGCUGGAGCAGGCCCUGCGGCUGCACGGGAGCGACCCCCGGACUCUGGGCUUCUCCCUCAGCAGCCAGCAGCAGAACCAACAGCCAUGAAACUUUAACUACUACUGAACGCAAAAGUACAAUCGGCCGCCAUCUUCCAUUCAGCGGCCAUCUUCCAGCACGGACGCCAUAUUCGAAAAUGUGCCAAAUUUUUGAUGCGCUCAGUAUACUACUAAUGGCCAAGCCAUUACUAAACGCACUUUACAAGUGCACCAACUACACAAAUCAAGAGGAGAAAUCAUUUAAACAAUGUAUAGUAACUAAGUGUUGGAGAUAAAUACCUAAAGUAAGUGUUUUUAGGUAACGUUAAGUAAAGCAAAUACUUAAUGCAUAACUAUAUUUAAGGAUAAGCUGUAAAUAUAAAGAUUGUUUUAGAAGAAGAAAUUCGGAAUGAAUGAUAGAGAAUUUGUAAUUAUAAAGCGCGAUGUAAGUACGAGGUUUUAUUUACAAAAAAUGCGAAAAGAAUCAAAUUUCACGAGGAAAAACUUUUUUUGCAAACUGUGAUUUUAGUUAUUUGGCCGGUUAUAAACACGCUAGCAAUAAAUCGAGGAAAAAUCAAUUUGCAAUUUUUACUGUGAUUUUUUAUUAAUUAAAGAUCGGAAUUUAUUAUUUUGUUUUUUCUUUAAGUACAAAGGGGGCUCCAAGCCCCGAAUUUAUAAUUUCUAGUGCGAAAGCGGAAUGAAUGAGACGACUGUGCGGAAAUCAUUUUUUUGUACCGAGUACUUAAAUGGUUCAACUUUUCGGUUUCUCGUCGAUAUGUGGUUUUAUCAGACUGUACAUAAUUUAUACGUAAGGCCUGUACAUAAGCAAUCCGGCACGGUUCCGUCGCGGCGCGGGGACCGCGGGGCAAAACACAAUUACAGUUUCCUGUAACCGAAACUACGAACCCCAAAACCACAACCAUUAUUUGCAAAUCACUGUAUUGAUUGGCACGUGUCUCGGCCACGGAACCAAAAUCACAAAUUCGGAAAUUACAGUUUCCUGUAAUCCAAAAUUUUUCAAAAAUUGCGUUUUUACGCGGUGGUUUUGCCCCGCGGCCCCCGCUCCCCCCUCAGACCUUCACUAGAUUUCCCAUAUAAUACAAUAGCCAUAUAGACAAUAGUUUAAAAAAUAAAUCUACAAUAGUGGCGGCGUUGCCGCGUCUCACAUUUCCUAAAAAGUGACAAGACCGUUUCACGCCGUGAAACACCGCCAAAGUUGACACAGUCUCGGCGCGCCAGCGCCCUCUCCCACCGAUAUUGACAGUUAAAAUACAUACAAAAACUCUACAAUAGCCCGGUUGCACUCAGUGCUACAACACUUUUGCCCAUCCAAAUAAUUACUCGCGUAAUUAUUCCAUCGUAAAUUUUACAAUAGCCCAUUGUCGGACCCCGGUCCGCCCAUCAAACUUUCUGUAAAAGCCCGCGGCGGCCAUUGCCAAAAUGGCCGCCUUAUGUGUAUUUUACAUAAAUAUUAACGUCUAGUGCCCGAAUGGACAAAUAUUUAUUGUAAAAUUACCAAAAAAAUAAAAAUUUUCUUUUGCAAUAGCCCACAGUACAUCAGUGCAAGAAUUUUGCACAGUUUUUUCAAGUUUUAACCAGAUUCAGUUCGAUGAUGCUUCAGUUCGGUGUUUAGUACGGCCCUGGGGGGCCCUUUCGAGGGGACCCAAAAACACAUAGGCGCCCCCUCCCUCUCGCUGUUCAAUACCACGCUUCGAUAGUUAAUAGAGAAAAAAAAUACAAUGGAAAAGCCCCGAAAGAGGGCCCCGACCAGGACCGGAUCCUUAAAUUUUCAGUUAAACAGCAAUAGUCUAAACGCAUAAUGAUUCUCUUAUGCUAUACAAAAAAUUCGGUAACCACACUUCAGUUCGUGUUUGUUCGGUCGGGUCACGUGACGCAGUCACGUGACCCGAACGUUUUCAUUUGUUUUACAAUAAUAAUCAGAUUUUACACACUCACACUUACACAGUGAACGGAAACAACUCUCGGUCCACACUCGAAAUUGCGACAUUUCGGCGCCAUAUUGACACACUCACACAAUAUAAUCAAGUCGUCUAAAGUCACUUUUGGGAAAACGCACACUUUUCGGCCAACAAACGUCAAAAACCGGUCUAAAAUUCCAUUUAAAACCACAUGAAAAAAAUGCAAAAAAAUGUUUCUAUAGUUAUUUCAAUGUUAGUUGUGUUAACACAAGUUAAUGUUAAGUUAUUUUUCGUCGUAUACGUAUAUAUGAUAUAAGUUUCGCGGGCGCGCGCAGAUGGCGCCCGCUUCGAGUCGCGGCCGUCUUUGCACUUUGCUAUAGUUUAUUAGCUAAAUGUUUAUUGUUGAUUAGUUGAGGUGAGAAAAUCGAGCUCAGGGCCGGCUCGAGGCGGGCGCCCCGCGCCCUUUAUCCGAAUCAAUGUAACAAUACGCCAUUUCCGUUGCUUGUAACAAGGCCGAGUUGGCCAUGCUUGGCCAAGUCGGCCCGUGUUGACUCAAUGUUUUUUUCUCAAUUUUUUCAUAGUUGGUACUGUAUAUGUUACUACAACAGUUGUUUUCAUAGUUUAUGCUUUAUUGUAAUUUAUUAAAUGUUUGAAUUUACGGAAAAACAAGGAAAUGUAAUAUUUGAUAUUAAUAACUUUUUUAUAUAUUUUACUAACUCGCCGGACCACCGGACUUUAUUUAUAUGUUACGUAACGUUAGGUAAGGAGUUAUAUACGUUAUUAUAAUUUUAUACAAGUUUUUGCCGCCAUCUUUUUUAUUAUUUAAAAAUUCGACUGCCAUUUAUAUUUUUUAACUUAUGCUUUUCGUAGAGUUUUUUAAGUUCCUAUUACAAUUUUUUCGGCUGUAGUCGCAUUACAGUGAAAAAUAAAUCAGUUCAAGUGUGAAUGCUGCGCGAUUGAUCGAAAAUUCUCAUUUUUUAGGUAACGAAAUUCGAUAACUUGAGGCAUUACGUGCAAAAUUACACCUCUUUUGUAACAUAUAGGCUAAACAAAAUUUAAUAAGAUUGUGGUUUUAGGAGAAAUUAUGUUAACAUGUUUUUAUUCAACAAAUUGAUGUAUGAACUGUACGUGUGAAAUGUAUCUUACUUACUGGAAAUAGCAAAUAUUAAAAAUAACAA
Messenger RNA from Tribolium castaneum (red flour beetle), 6715 nucleotides. RefSeq names its product zinc finger protein 768. The transcript is spliced from 12 exons. The record is from RefSeq and is a predicted model, not a curated record. Lineage: Eukaryota; Metazoa; Arthropoda; Insecta; Coleoptera; Tenebrionidae. Gene Ontology annotation, molecular function: DNA-binding transcription factor activity, RNA polymerase II-specific; RNA polymerase II transcription regulatory region sequence-specific DNA binding. Gene Ontology annotation, cellular component: nucleus. Gene Ontology annotation, biological process: embryo development; regulation of transcription by RNA polymerase II. The coding region runs from base 1301 to 3688 and encodes 795 amino acids.